Messenger RNA from Parnassius apollo (apollo), 705 nucleotides. The record is from the annotation of a GenBank genome assembly. Lineage: Eukaryota; Metazoa; Arthropoda; Insecta; Lepidoptera; Papilionidae.
AUGUAUCCGCCUAUUUCCAUUGCUUCUGUUGCGUCUUCAGAUAAUGCGACGGAUCUUCUUGCUGAAGAAGACAUCUGUGAAACCGAGAAAGAAAACGAUGGAGUCACUAAUGUAAACGCUGAACUACCAAGCAGUUCUGACGAUGAAGUGCCUUUAAGCGAUAUCAUAAAGCGUAAGACGGUAUCAACAGCCUUAAGUGAGAUUCAGUUAAUAGAUUUAUGCAAACCUGGGCGCAAAAACUGUUAUAAUUUUGUUUACAAUACACCUGAAGAACUGUCGGAAGACGAACUGAAACAAAACUCUCAUUUAUUGGGGACUCUCAGAAAGAACAGGAAAGGGCUGCCAAAAGAAAUAUUAAAAGAGAAACUGAAGAAACGUGAGACCUGUGUAAUGGAAAAUAAUGACGGAGUGUUGGGUUUACGAUGGAAAGACAAGCGUGAUGUGUUGGCUCUAUCAACUCGGCAUACACCUGGUUUUGUCAACGUGCGCAGCGUGACUAUGAAACCAACCCUGAUAGCGGACUAUAAUCAUCAUAAUUGUUCUAUUGACUACUCAGAUCAAAUGGGUAGUUAUUCUAAUCCAGCAAGAAGAAGCUUGAGAUGGUUCCAAAAAUUAGCUAUAGAGCUUUUAUUUAGCACAUCUUUGAUCAAUGCUUUUAUUUUGUUCAAAACUUCCAAGAACUUGACGUCCAAAAAUAUACCAUAA